This is a messenger RNA of Etheostoma spectabile (orangethroat darter), 3261 nucleotides long. RefSeq names its product PDZ domain-containing protein 7. NCBI's taxonomy places the organism in Eukaryota, Metazoa, Chordata, Actinopteri, Perciformes, Percidae. The coding region runs from base 287 to 2959 and encodes 890 amino acids. The record is from RefSeq and is a predicted model, not a curated record. The transcript has 18 exons. Gene Ontology annotation, molecular function: protein binding. Gene Ontology annotation, cellular component: cilium; stereocilium tip; plasma membrane. Gene Ontology annotation, biological process: sensory perception of sound; auditory receptor cell stereocilium organization.
GCACUGUCCCAGGCAGGUGGGUUAGAUCAUUUUGCACAACAUGGACUCAGGUUCAGACAGGUGAGAGAGAUGCAACAUGGGCAGGAAUGGACCAAAGUGUGACUCCAGGGUGCCAAAAAGUCAGCUAUCAUGUCACAAAGAAACCUGCGUCGUCUCAGCAUGCAGGGAGCACAGCAGACAAGUUACCUGAGGAUCCCAUUCCUUCUGCUGUACGCUGCUGUAGGCUCCUCCACCCGGAGCUGAGCCCCCGGUGGAGUGUGUGUGAAAGGGGACCCGGCCAGCCUCCAUGGCUCACUUGGCAGACCCGUCCCGCAGGGAGAAGACCCCCGGGACCCAAGGGUCACACACGGCUGCACGCAACCUCUUACGAAAGAAGGAGCAGCGGCGACGUGGAAUCCGAUCCUCCUCACCCAUGGGCCGGGUCAUCCUCAUCAACUCUCCUGUGGAUGGUGGAGAUGAGAGUGAGGACCUCCAUACGAUCACAGUGGAUAAGAGUGUGGACGGCAAGCUCGGCUUCAGCGUGCGUGGAGGCUCGGAGCAUGGCCUCAGCAUCUUUGUCAGUAAGGUGGAGGACCACAGUACAGCCGAGGAGGCCGGCCUGUGUGUAGGGGAUAAACUGGUGGAGGUGAAUGGUGUCAGCCUGGAGAGCAUUACGAUGAGCAGCGCUGUGAAGGUCCUGACAGGCAACAACAGGCUGAGGAUGGUGGUGAGACGCGUCGGCAAAGUCCCCGGCAUCCGCUACUCCAAGGAGAAGACGACCUGGGUGGACUUGAUACACAGGCGUAUGGUGGUGGAGGAGAGCGGACAGACGCCAUCGGAUGCCAGCUCAGGAAGCGCUCUCCAGAGGAUCGUCCACCUUUACACCACCUCAGACGACUACUGCCUGGGCUUCAACAUCAGGGGGGGAAAGGAGUUUGGUCUGGGCAUCUAUGUUUCCAAACUGGAUCCUGGUGGUCUGGCUGAGGAGAAUGGAAUAAAGAUGGGGGACCAGAUCCUGGCUGCCAAUGGAGUGAGCUUUGAGGACAUCAGCCACAGUAGUGCCGUGGAGGUGCUGAAGAGCCACACGCAUGUCAUGCUGACCAUCAAGGAAGCAGGACGAUACCCCGCUUACAAAGAGAUGGUUGCAGAAUACAGAUGGCUCAAUAAGCUGGCCAAUGGCACUCAGAAAUCUUCUUCCCAGGGUUCAGACUCCAACUCCUCAGCCUCCUCUCUGUCGUCUGGGACUCCAGUCAGCUCUCUGAGCGGCCUGUCGCAGGUCAUGUUCCCUACCAGCCUGCAUUUUGGUUUAGACAUGGUGGAUGUCUGCAUCUCUACUGAGGACCAGAGGUCUGAGUCAGAGCUAACCGAGACCGCCUCGCAGACGGACCUUCCCUCUCAGAGGACCGGUACAGAAACCACACGCAGCCUGGGACGAACCACUCUGCUCAAAGACACGGUGAUCCGUGGAGAGGAGGUCAGGGAGAGUACAGAGUCCCCCAAGACGUCGGUGCUGCUGGCUCUCAGCAGACCGAGCCGACUAAUCAGCAGGUCCCAGAGCCAAGUCACCGUGGCAGAGAUCAAGCAGGAGAAAGAGAAGAAGCAGAAAGGAAAGCACCCAGAGGAGAAGAGCACCUUGCAGCGUUCAAAAACCUUCGUCAACUUGCUAUUCAAGGGUGGACGCGCUUCCAGGGGUCGCUCCAAGUCGCCAUCCACACAAAAGGCUGGCAAAGGGGGACAACAGCUCAGUGCGAUGCCAAAUUCAGAGAUGCUUGGAGUGGUGGAGGACAUGGCCCGCAGGCUGCUGACUGAGGAGGAGGUGGCUGCUGUGAUGGAGACGUGCAGAAGGUACGUGGCUGAGCAGUCAGUGGGGAACUUGAUACGCCACCUGCUGGCCGUGCUGGACAGACCUGAGAAGCUGCUGCUGCUGAGAGAAGUCCGGAUGCUGCUUUCUCCUCCUGACCUGAGUGCAUUUAAUAACGUGGUGACCCCUAUCGAAGUCGAGGCCUACGAUAUCCUCAAGUAUCGCUCAAUCCAAACUCCUCUUCUUCGCUCUCCCACAUCUGGUCGAGCACCCAAACGGCGCCUCAUCACUCCCAUCCCGGAUUACAGGGGCAGAUUUGAGCUCCACAAUGCUGAGGAGGUGGAGAAGGAGAGCCACCUCCUGGAUAAGCUGGAGAAGCUCAGUGUGUCUGGGCCCCGGAGGUCCAGGGAGAAGUCCCAUCCCUCCAGGUCCUUCACCCCGCUGCUGGACAUACCAGUGGACGGAUAUAACACAGAGUCCAGAGACCUCAGACCCCCCUCCGCCAACCCCAUGCUUCCCAACUGGCUGCUGGCAAGCAGCCAAGACCCCCGGCCUCCUAUAAGAACAGACAUUGGCACAAUUCGCUCUGUCCACUUUGAUGAGGUGUCGCUGCACUCCACUUCGGACAAGGGGGACACGGCCUCAGAGAGAGGAAGGUCCCCGUUUAGAAACGGCCACUCCAAAAGCAAAAAGGAGAAGAGUGGAGACAGGAGUAAGGACACAGUGUUCACGCUGCAGAGUGCUGCUCGCAGGAGUCGGCCCUCGUUGUCGCAGGUGUUCAGAUCCAGUCCAGACCAGCGAACGGGGAGUGGACAGAUGAACGGACAUCAAGCUUCCUCUGAGAACGGACUCAACGGCUCCGAACCGGAACAGGAAUACGAGCUCAAAACUGUCAGCAUCUCCAAGACCAAACAGUCACUGGGCAUCAGUAUAUCUGGCGGGAUGGAAUCAAAGGUUCAGCCAGUGGUGAAGAUUGAGAAGAUCUUUCCUGGAGGAGCUGCCUCCACCUGUGAAGUGCUCAAGGCUGGGUUUGAGUUGGUGUCUGUGGACAGAGUCUCCCUGCAGGGAGUGACCCAUCAGCAUGCUGUCGACAUCAUCCGAAAAGCCUUCAGCAAUAAGGCCAAAGACCCCAUGGUGUUUGUGGUCAAAGUCCCCAAAACCAUUUUGAAAGGAGACUGAGACUCUUAUCAUGAAUUUAGAAAAAUGUCCUUGGUUUUAGCAGCUUCUGGGACUAAACACGUGAACUCCAGCCCAACCACACUGGUCUGAGGGCAAUUUUGCCAUUCAUGUUAAAGUUAGGAAUAAUUACAUGGACUCUGGUGAAUGUUGUGCAACUACGUUGGAAAACACAAAUGGCCCAAGGCAGUAGAUCAUGGGACUUCAGAAGGAUAAAGAAAUAAAUGAAUAUAUGAGAGAAAUAUUGGUAUGAAAACACAUAGGCAACAAAUGUUGACAGGAAAUACAUUUGUGUACAAAACAGC